Acaulospora colombiana is the source of this 1472-nucleotide messenger RNA. The record is from the annotation of a GenBank genome assembly. Lineage: Eukaryota; Fungi; Glomeromycota; Glomeromycetes; Diversisporales; Acaulosporaceae.
AAUAUUUCGGAGAACCAUUGGUGUAUUCGUGCAAAAAUAAAGAGGUUUCUGAGAAAUUGAUUAACAAUAAAGAAAUACAAGAUAACUCGGAAGAAGCUGAUCCAUGGGAACUAUUGAAUCAUUACUCCACACUUUUUACGAAGCUACUUGAUUGCAAUGUCGAUAGGCAUUCUUUUUUACACGAGAAUGAUGUCAUUAUUUUAUUCCCUAUCGCUGAAAUAACACAUGAUUCCAAUAUUGAUGAGUCAGCAAAAAUAAUUCUAGAUAGUAGUGAGACAUUGAUAAGUGCAGAACUCAUCAACACAUAUGGUCAAUUCAUAGCAAAACGGUUUCUUGUCGGUGGAAAACUUACCAUCAGGAAUUACUUAAAUAUGACAGAUAGAAAGAGAAAUCUACUGAAAUCGCACAUUGUAUGGGCAAUAGAGGCCGUAACGAUGUUAAAAGAAAAUAUUUUUCAAAAUAUAUCAUUUCCCAAUAUUGAGUAUGAAAAAGAAAAAUUUCUGAAUGAUCCUGUUGAAUUAAUGAAUUGGAUGAGGAAAAUUUACGACGACAAGGAGGCCAAAUUAAUCUCUUACGAACAAAUCAUCCCAAUUUCGUAUCAAAGAAAUCAGGGUUCAUUACCAUUCUUUAAACGACUAAUACCGGGAACCAGUUUUACAAAAAUGGCCACGUUAAACGAGUGGGUUCGUGAUGCUGCUUCUAUUAAUCUAAUAACAUGGAUUAAGAAAUUUAGAUUAAAUUUCGGAAUGAAGAUCAAUUUGAACACACUUACUUCGGGUGAAAAUGUUGCUAUCAGUUUUAAAUAUGAACCAGAAUUAUUAUUAAGAGAUCAAGUAUACGUGAACAUCAUUCGGUCGAACGACGAAUUUUUACUAAGAAACAAUAUAUUGUGUUCAUUUGAAAGCAUUUCCUCUGUCCCAUUUUUGAAUGAAUCAAUCUCAAAUGAAGGAUUUUUCGAUAAAGAGUUUUUGCAUUAUAUUUUCCGAGGGGAAGAGGUAGAACUAAAACCAUCAAAGUUUACAGAUAAAGUACAAGAAUUCUCAAAUGAAGAAUUUUUAGACAAAGAGUUUGUGCAUUAUAUUAUUAGAGGGGAAAAGGUUGAAUUAUAUCUAAAUAGAAAAUUUAUAAAACCAACAACAAAUUUUACAAAUAUGGUACAAGAAGCACUUGAUAUGCUAAAACCGUAUCAGGCUUUAAAGAAGGUUUUUGAAGACUUUGUGCAAAACAUAUUUCCACAUGAUCAUAAAUUAUUAAAAAGGAUCAUUGAUGAUCUGAAAGAUGAUGACAUAUUUUUAGAUUCGGACGGUCACACCAUGCAAAAAGAUAAUUUGGAAGAUUGGAUAAAAAAUCCGGUCGAUUUUAGUAAAUACGAAAUUAUUGGUAUGGAUGAAUUUAUACCGCUGUAUAAGAUUCUUGAAUUUGAGCAAAGAAGGGAAAUAGAGCUAAGGCAGUUGACGAUCGACAAUCAAUAG